GGAGACUCCACCCCUUCAGGUGACAUCACACCUCCCAGGGUCGCACGACCAGUGUGUAGAGAGCAGGAGGAGGAGGAGGGGUGUGAAGUAGAGAGGAUGCUGGAUUAGAGACGUGAAGGCCAGUGACUGGUAGAGGACACCGGCCUUACAUACAGGACUCUCACAGAUAAAGUCCUCUUUGUAAGAGGAUGGUCCUUUCCGGGAUUGCCCCACCAAGGAUGGAUAAAGACAGAAACCGCAUGGCUACAAGGAUAUUAGACCUCGCCCUGGAGAUCAUCUCCUUGAUAACUGGAGAGGAUUACACAGUAGUGAAGAAGUCGUCUGAUGAGUGUGUGACACCCAGUGCGUCAGGAGGACGGAGCAGGACCCAGAGCCUCAUCACCGAGCCUCCACCUCAUUCACUGAUACAUGAGCAGAAGAUCCUAGAACUUACCAACAGGAUCACUGACCUGCUGAGUGGAGAGGUUCCUGUAAGGUGUCAGGAUGUUGUUGUCUAUUUCUCUAUCGAGGAGUGGGAGUAUUUAGAAGAACACAAGGAUCUGUACAAAGACAUCAUGAUGGAGAAUCACCAGUCCCUUACAUCUCCUGAUGGAUCCAGUCAGAGAAAUCCACCAGAGAGCUGUCCUAGUCCUCUAUGUCCCCAGGACUGUCCAGAGGAGAAGCAGAAUGUCCCACUGGAUCAUCAGGACGUCAUUAUGGAGAAUAACCAGCCUCUCACAUCACUGGAUGGAUCCAUGCAGAAAAAUCCACCAGAGAGAUGUCCCAGUCCUCUAUAUUCCCAGGACUGUCCAGAGGAAAAGCCAAAUUUUGCACUGGAUUAUCAUGAGCUUAAGAUAGAGAAUCAUCAGACCCUCAUAUCACUAGAUGGAUCCAGUCAGAGAAAUCCACCAGAGAGAUGUCCUAGUCCUCUAUAUUCCCAGGACUGUCCAGAGGAGAAGCAGAAUGUCUUACUGUAUGAUCAGGAAAGUGAUGGAAGUGGAAGGACGAGUGGCCUGGAGAACCCCACAUCAGUGUCAGCGACUGGUGAAGACAGUCCAAGAGGGUCCCAUGAAUAUAUCACUUCAUCUCCCUGUUAUGAAGUAGAAGAUAAUCAAUCUAAUCUUCCCACACAUGAAAAAAUUCCCAGAGAUGAAAGGCCAUUUUCAUGCUCAGAAUGUGGAAACUCUUUUAGAAGUCACUCAGAUCUUGUGAGACACAAAAGAUUUCACACAGGAGAGAAGCCAUUUUCUUGUCCUGAAUGUGGGAAAUGUUAUACCCGGAAAUCAACUCUUGUAAAACAUCAGCUAACUCACACAGGAGAGAAGCCAUUUUCAUGUCCUCAAUGUGGAAGGUGUUAUACCCGGAAAUCUACUCUUGUGAAACAUCAGCUAACUCACACAGGAGAGAAGCCAUUUUCAUGUACUCAAUGCGGGAAAUGUUUUACCUAUAAAUCAGCUCUUGUUAAACAUCAGAGAAUUCACACCGGGGAGAAGCCAUUUUCAUGUCCUGAAUGUGGAAAAUGUUUUGCCUUUAAAUCAGCUCUUGCUAAACAUGAGAGAAUUCACACAGGGGAGAAGCCUUUUCCAUGUGCCAAAUGUGUGAAAAAUUUUAUGCACAAAUCAAAUCUUGAGAGACAACACAAAAGUCACACAGGGGAGAAGCAAUUUUCAUGUCCUGAAUGUGGGAAAUGUUUUACCCAGAAAUCAGCUCUUGUGGAACAUCAAAGAAGUCACACAGGGGAGAGAGCGUUUUCAUGUUCAGAGUUUGCGGAGUGCUUUACCUAUAAAAAUGUACACACAGAACAGUCGAGCGUUCACACAGAGGAGAAGCCAUAUUUUUGCUCAGAUUGUGGGAAAUGUUUUAGCCAGAUAAUACAUCUUGUAAGACAUCAGAGAAUUCACACAGAGGAGAAAACCUGUUAAUGUUCAGAUUGUAGGAAUGCGGUAGGUGUGGAGCUCCAUUGUAGGACCUGUUGCUUCAGGAUGUCUUCUGCUGUAAAACAAACUUCUUGCUACGAUACGGAAAACCAUUACUGCUUAACAGAGAUAUUAGAUAAGAUCUCAGUGAUGGUUAUUGUGUGUUAAAGGCCAGAAUCAUCAUGGAUGACUGUCCCUGGAACAGAAAACUCUAGUAAGUGGAGUUACAGAGGUUCAUGUUGGAACAAUGAGAAUGAUUUUCCACGGUAAACUGUUACCAGUAUUUAUAUCAGAAAUGUCAGUAUCCACAACUAUGUGACCCCUGUUAUCAAGUAGGUUUCGUAAGGAUUCGGAUAGGGCUACGCCACGACUUGUUUCGCUGCAGCCCAGAUCACAAUGUAGCGCUGACGAUUUGUAAGUAAUAAAAUUAAUUGGGUUUACAUUGUGACCUGCACGUUACUGCGAUCUGACAAUUGCAAAAAACCAACACUGCUGUAUGUUUUGCAAUUCUCUGGCUGUGGUUAUAACUUGUGGGGCGCAAAGCGAGCUCAUUCACUUCCAUUAUGUUGCGAGGCUGCUCCCUUUCAAGCAAUUUUUGUAUUUUUUUCUCCUUUAAUGUAGACAUAGCGGUAGGUUUUCUUGCAUGAACCAUUCACUUUAGAAUUUUCAGUUUCCAGAUCUAAACUUUUACAUCAGCAGUAAUAAGUCAGAGCAACAGGACUUGUAUUAUUAUUAUUUUAAAGACUUAGUCAUCCAACUGGCUUUUUCUCUUAGAAUAAGAAAGCAAUUCUAGCUGAGGAGGUCCGUCGGCUGACUAGCGAAAUGUCUUCAAGAAAAAAAGAAAUAUAAGCCCUGUUUCUGUGACAUUACUGAUAUACCAUGACCUGAUAUACCAUCAGCUGAUGCCUGAGAGAUCAUUCUGUUUUCUGUCUCCAGGAAAGCUGUGUGCAGGGUGCUUGCUGUCCUGACCAGAGUGUUUGUGACUUGUGUGGUCAGCCUGAUUGUUCAUCGAUGUCUGACAUGUCUUAUUAUGUUUAUUCUAUCUGUGAACGCCAUUCUCCGUGACUGUAUCCUGAUCAGCAUGGGUUCCAGUUUAUGCCUUGAUCCGGAUUCCAUUCUUGUGAUCUUGAUUCGUGUCUGUUUGGCACGCUUGGGUUACGGAUGUGUGAACAGGUCCCUACAGUUAUAUCUGCGGGUUCUUGGACUAGGUCCCUGCACUUAGCCGGCAUAGGGGCUGUUGUUUAGGACAGAUCGUCCAAGCAGGUAGGGAUAGUGGUCAGGUGAGACUAGGUCUGCACUGUUCCCUAUGUUCAGUUUGUUUUGUUCCGAUGUUUAAUAAAGCGCUUCAUUUGUCUACUCUAUGUCCGGAAGUCUUGUCUGUCAACGCUUGGGAUAUGUUCAGUGGUUCUCCUAACCCCUGAACAUGAAAUGUGACUUAAAUAAUCCAUUUCCAGGAGACAAAGUAAGACACGACUGCUGACUCUUAAAACCUAGAGAUAGGACAGCAGCCGGGAAGUGAGAAGUCAGGUCAGUCUCACAUAGAGCAGGGAGAACUCUGCCAAGCAGGAGGGAGAAGCCGGCAGACACAGAUCACUGUGCCAACUAGCACUACAGUACCCUCCCCCCUUAUACCGCCUCUUCUUUGGUCAAGACUGUAUAAAAAAAAUCUUCUAAGAAGGGCUAAAGCCUUGAUGUUCUCAGUGGGUUCCUAAGAACUCUCUUUAGGACCAAAUCCCUUCCAGUCCACCAAGUAGAAUGUUCUUCCAACCUUCUUAACACCAAGGAUACCUUUUACCUCAAGCUAAUCCUCUGGACCAACUGAAAAUCUGCAAAAGCGGUUGACGAGGUGGAAACAUGGAAGUAAUUGGGAAUACAUAGAAAAUACGGAAGGUGUAAUUUUUAGCAGACUAGGUUCAUCUAGUAUAAAACUUCAAAAGGACCCAGGAAGCAGAAUGCAAAGUUACAACUGGGUAUGUUAAGCCAGAUGUUUUUGGAGGACAACCAGACUUUGUCACGAGAGAAGAAGGGCAAUGGUGGUCUGCAUUUCCAGUGUGCAGAUCUCUUAAUGUAAACAGUGGCCUGGAUCAGGGAAGAUUUAGUCACUUGUCAGAUCUGGACGGAAUCUGUGAGGCUAGAUUCUGCAGCCGGUACCUCAGAGGAAACUGCGAUAGGAAGAAUUCAUGGCUGUAAUCCAUGCACCAUGAAGAAUGCUGACCUGUCAAUUGGCUCCCCGAAUCAUUGUUAGAUGAGAACUUGUCCCAGGAAAACAAAAAAAAAAAGACACCUAAUCAUUGUGACGAGAAGAAAUUAAAAGACGUUGGUAAUUCUCCAGUACCUGAUUAAUUUAUCCUACCAUCCCAUUGGACUGAGGGCAGUAUGCUGAAAAGAAGUCCAACCUGAAAUCCAGCAACCUACAAAGAGACUUCCAGAACUUGGACAUAAACUGAACUUCUCAAUUAAAAGCAAUGUGUUGAGGCAAAUCAUGCAGAUGGAAGAUGUGCUUGAUGAACAGAUUGCCAUGAUGAUUAGAGGAAGGCUGGAAUGAGUAACACAAUGAACCAUUUGAAACAACAAUCUACAACAACCCAGAUCACUGUAUAUCCAGAGGAUAGACAGGUUCUUAAUAAAGUCUAUAGUGAUAUGUUGUCACAGGGCAUCUGGAACAGGCAAAGAGAGAAGUAGUCCUGCAGGCUUAUGUCAAGAGAACUUGUUAUUUUGACCUGUGAUACAGGAGGCAACAUUAUGUCCCGCGAAAGUGUACACCACCAAUAGUGUCGAGCCAGAUUCAAGCAAGGAUGUGCACUUUCUUGGUCAUUUGGAAAAAUGUUUUAACUAAGGGAAUGUCCUUAACCAAGACAGGAGCUAUAAAGGUAAUUAGGGCUGGGUCAAUGAUGUGUCGAGGCUCCACCAUCUGACCUGUUGGGUCAAAGGACUGUGAUAGGGCAUC
Bufo bufo (common toad) is the source of this 4842-nucleotide messenger RNA. Its product is annotated as oocyte zinc finger protein XlCOF6.1-like. Bases 189 to 1901 code for a protein of 570 amino acids. The transcript is spliced from 9 exons. Lineage: Eukaryota; Metazoa; Chordata; Amphibia; Anura; Bufonidae. Gene Ontology annotation, biological process: negative regulation of transcription by RNA polymerase II. The record is from RefSeq and is a predicted model, not a curated record. Gene Ontology annotation, molecular function: DNA-binding transcription repressor activity, RNA polymerase II-specific; RNA polymerase II cis-regulatory region sequence-specific DNA binding.